GGGGUGCAGAGUUGUACAGUGAGUCAGCUGGGGUCAGGUACUGGAGUCUGAGUACUUCAACGCGUCAGUACUAGUAAUAUUAUUCACCCCUCGCCUCCUCGUACACUGCACACGGUGCUCGACAUGGGAUUCCUGCUGACCAAGAUGAUGACGGUGUUCGGUGACAGAGAGCACAAAGUGGUGGUGGUGGGUUUGGACAACGCCGGGAAGACGACCAUCCUCUACCAGUUUCUGACCAAGGAGGCCGUCUUCACGUCGCCGACCAUUGGCAGCAACGUGGAGGAGAUCACCGUGCGCAACACGCACUUCUUGGUGUGGGACAUCGGAGGGCAGGAGAGCCUCCGAGCCAGCUGGUUCUCCUACUACGGCAACACGGAGAUCGUGAUUCUGGUCGUGGACAGCACCGACCGCGAACGUCUGACUCUGACCAAAGAGGAGCUGCACAAAAUGCUGGCACACGAGGACCUUCGCAGAGCGGCCGUCCUCAUUCUGGCCAACAAGCAGGACGUGAAAGGCUCCAUGACGGCGGCGGAGAUCUCCCAGUGCCUCACGCUGGACUCCAUCACCACACACUCCUGGCACGUCCAGGCCUGCUGCGCCCUGACGGGAGAGGGUCUACCAGCCAGUCUGGACUGGAUGAGGUCAAGGGUCGUGGCAAACUGAAAAAAGAAGAAGAAAACGCCACCGUCCCGUGGAUCAAACUUCCUGAAACUGAGCUACACUUGAAGAUGCUGCACCGGUCAGAGCGUGGGGAUUAUCAUUUACAGUGUUUUUUUAUCUGGCAGAGGACUGUGACCAUGUUGUCUGUUGAUUACGUGUCACCACACCUGCUGUACAGGACAAUGUGUUUUACCUGCCAAGGAGGCCCCGCCUCCCUUCUCCCCCUGAGGCUGAGGCUGGCCGUCAGGGCGGAGGAGCAACAGAGAAAGCUGGAUGAUUUUAGGGGCCUGUGAACAAACUCCAGCCAAAUACCAGGAAAAAAAUGGCUCGGUGGUUUGAUUAUGUUUUAGUAAUCCAGCAAUCUUUCCUCAUAUUACUGUACUUCCAUAUCGUGUACAAAACAGCGUUUGAACCACUCACUGUCGCCCCAGUGGCUGCAGCGUUGCAAUAUAAAUAUGUUUAAUGCUAAAGAACAACAGGACUGUUUCAUUGAACCUAAAUAUAUUCAGUAAUUUAUUAGCAACACAAACAAACAUUGCUCUUGAAUCUAAAAUCUACUGUACAUAACAGCGAUUCCCCCCCAAACAGGGGAAUGCGCUAUAGCUGCUAAUGAUUCUAAGUCAUAUUUAAAAUGUAUAUAUUGUAAUGAGUGCAUUUUGUGAUAAAAGGGAAGAAAAUAAACGUUAUUAUUGCGAAAUAUGC
Molecule: messenger RNA, 1362 nt
Organism: Scophthalmus maximus (turbot)
Lineage: Eukaryota; Metazoa; Chordata; Actinopteri; Pleuronectiformes; Scophthalmidae
Gene: arl5c
Product: ADP-ribosylation factor-like 5C
Exons: 6
Coding region: 124-663 (179 amino acids)
Biological process (GO): intracellular protein transport; protein localization to Golgi membrane; vesicle-mediated transport
Cellular component (GO): trans-Golgi network; cytoplasm
Molecular function (GO): GTP binding; GTPase activity
Source: RefSeq, a predicted model, not a curated record